Molecule: messenger RNA, 2868 nt
Organism: Pomacea canaliculata
Lineage: Eukaryota; Metazoa; Mollusca; Gastropoda; Architaenioglossa; Ampullariidae
Product: nucleolar protein 58-like
Exons: 7
Coding region: 966-2726 (586 amino acids)
Source: RefSeq, a predicted model, not a curated record
CAAAGUUCAAAAACAAAGUCUGGGACUUAAUAAUCUGAUGAAAGAGCUCGUCGGAAGGAAACUGUUUUUCAUGUUUGUCGGAUAAGCCAGUUAUUGUUAUCAAAAUCCCAAUCGAUGAUUUAUUGCUCGUCUAUUGUUCUCUCAAGUUCUAGAAUAAAAGAAUAAAUUACUGCCAGUACUUCAGCGGCAGAAGUUGCCUUAAAACACUUACUGGCUUUCCUUUGGUUCUAUAAUCUUUUGCUUUCUUUGUUUUAACUUUUUUAUCUUUAAUCUACUUUCUUUCUUCGUAUUGUUCUUUCUUUUAUUUUCUUUCUGUUCUUUUGUGCUUUUUCAUUUAGAAUUUAUGUAUUUUUUCCUCUCCUGUUUUCUUUUCUUUGAGUCCCUCACAUCGUUUUCUCGAGCCACUUGUAUAAGAAGUGCUGUAGGAAUGACUCGGGGGCUUGUAGACCCUACGCCCUUCUCUCUAUCAGCGCUUAUUUUCUCUCCGAUUUCUGAGGCGAUUAGCACUCCGGGCGAAAAUGUCACGUGUCACGUGUCACGUGCUGCAAGCGCCUACCUGUUCGUGGCACCAUGACGACCGAACCGCAAUCGUAUCUUAAGUUUCCGGAUCUGUCGCCUUUUGUUCCCGGACAGGGUCGGAAACAGGUUGGCAAAGAAGCUUGACAACUUCACCUGGGAAGGUAGGCGAGGACAGAUUUGUUUUCUGACAUUCGGAGAAUGCACGAGCGCUGUCAGAUGUGAAGUGUGCUUCCCUCCUCACCUGAUCUUGGUGUGAUAAAAACUGGGGAGAAAAUGCGCGAUAAUGAAUCAGAAGUCAAAAGCUUCAGCUCAAAAGAUUACUACCAGUACUCGGUUUACUCUUCUAGUCUACCCGGCCGACCCGACAUUCUCCACGGUCGUCUGCAUUAACGUCUCGCGGUCGUCAGGUGCAGUAGGUGGGUGACGUCACAUAGUGCUGGACACGCAUGGCUUCCUCGGGCACAGACCAGCAGCAGAAGCCGGACAGCUCGCAGGCUCCCACAAAGCGACACCGCUGGCAGCAGAAAAUCAAGGAUCACGCGAACGCUACUGGCGCCACCAUGGCGCCGCCCAGCGACAGCGCCGACCUCGUGGCCGAGCGGCUUCAGAUGGUGUUGGAGCGGCUGUAUGGCCCCCAGUACCGUGCGGCUCAAAAGUUUCUCAAGAACCGAACUCUGAACAAGAUGAACACCAAGCAGCCAGGCAUGACGCUGUACGACCGAAUCAUGGCCUACCGGAAGCUGAAGGAAGAAGAGGCCCCAAGCUCAGCGACUCAGGAGGGCUCGUCCAGCGCUGGCGGUUCCCAAGAGGUCAACAGCACUCCUCCGGCAAAGCGGAAGCUGGGGUCGUCUCGCGCUCUCGAACGCAGCGACACGUCCUUCUCCUCUGUGGACAUAUCCGACCUGACCAACUUCGAUGAAGAGAAAAACCGAACGCCAACGCCACCGCCCACCCUGGAGAAGGCCGCCCGGUCUUCAAAGGUAUUAUCCUCCAGCCAUACAAGCUCUCCAAGUGUAAAGACAGGCAAAAACAAGGUUCGACCCACCGUGUCUACUCGCAGGGCCUGGGAAGAAAAUUCUUCCCCCGGAGUAACUCGGAGUUUGUCGGAGAAAGAUCGGGUUUCAUCGGAGAAAGAUCGGGUUUCGUCAGCCGUGCAUGACGGGAGGCUGCCAGAAGUUGACGAGCAAGGGCAGAAGUCCCCGGUGAUAAAGCAAUUGCACCCUGCCUACUUGGAAAUUCCUUACAUAGUAGCGACUAAUGGGCAUUAUUCCACCUUUGCGUAUCUCUUUCGGUCCAAGUCUGUGCCUGACAUUGUUCUAGGGACGGACACGAGUGACAAUCUCGACUGCAAGGCCGGUCCUCCUCCAGGUCCAAUCUCGGCUGGUGCGAGAGGCAGACGAGAUCGCAGGAGCAGUCGUCGAAGCUUUCAGGCCAGCAAUGAUCUAAGUUUAGCUCAGAAAGUGCUGCUGGCGAGGCGGGUAGAGAUGUAUCUCGCGGCGCAACAAUCGCAGAGGGGGGACCAGGGGACGUAUGAAGAGAUGGCGACGGCACGUGAAGUGCACGUGGAGCUUGAUGACAGGCAGAACAGGAUCAGUCAAAAUGAACGGACAAAGCAGGAAAGCCGACAAUUAAAACGACAGACCAGCAUUGAGUAUGAAGAGGAGGAGAAGGUUAAGAACAAGAGCGAGGUCAAGGUUGUGGCCUCGGAGAAGGUCAGUAUCUCACACAAGGAAAGGAUUGAAGAGAAGUACGAGGACGAGAAGGAAUCUGCGAAGGCAACGGUGAUCACGAGAACAGUAAAAGAUGUACACAGCUCGGUGAAAACUGAUGCAGGCAGACGAGAAGAGAAAACGGAAAUAAGAAAAGACGAGCGUCGGGAGGACAAAAGAUCGAAUUCUCAAACAGAUCGUCGGGGAGACGAGAGAUCAGAUUCUCUCACAGAACGCAAGGAAGAAAAGGCAUCAACCUCGCGCACAGACAAAAGCAGGCUCGACCGGCGCGAUGAACCGCCGGGAAGACAAAGUAGACGUGAGCAUCGCGAUCCACCGAGAAGAGCGACGACAGGAAACGACGUCAGAGUCACGUCAAAGUCGAGACUCUCGCAAAGACCGGCGGGACGAGAGCAAAGGAUCCACAUCCAAGUCCGAGCGACGCGACGAAGACCGUGUCAACAGCAUCGCCAAGACAGCCGCGACAACAGCUGCUGACAGCGUGUCUCACACCAGCAAGUCGACGACGAAAGAAGAUUCCAGAACAGAAGGCAGCAAGAAGGCGGCGGAGAAGUCCUCUUCCAGGCCAUCUUCGUCGAAAGAAAACAAACCUACAUCCUCAUCAACCCAGAAAAAUGGC